This is a messenger RNA of Brenthis ino (lesser marbled fritillary), 2541 nucleotides long. The record is from the annotation of a GenBank genome assembly. Lineage: Eukaryota; Metazoa; Arthropoda; Insecta; Lepidoptera; Nymphalidae.
AUGAAGACGGCAUUAAUGGUGGCUGAAAAGCCAUCUUUAGCUCAGAAUCUUGCAACUAUCCUAAGUAACGGCAAAUCCACUACAACUAAAGGUCCUAACUCCGCAUGUUCAAUACACGAAUGGAACGGUACCUUUAAGAAUGAGCCGGUUCGAUUUAAAAUGACGUCCGUAUGUGGACAUGUUAUGAGCUUAGAUUUCACUGGUAAAUACAACAAUUGGGACAAAGUGGACCCUAUAGAGCUCUUCAGCUGCCCAACAGAGAAAAAGGAAGCAAUGCCACGAUUAAGAAUACCAGCCUUCUUAGCGCAGGAGGCCAAGGGAUGUGAUUUUUUAAUUCUAUGGCUUGAUUGUGACAAAGAAGGUGAAAAUAUAUGUUUUGAGGUAAUGUCAUGUGUUCAGCCAUAUAUGAAAGGAGAUGUUUAUUCACCUUUAGUAACAUAUAGAGCACGAUUUUCGGCUAUCACUGAAAAGGAUAUUAAGGCUGCUAUGUUGAAUCUUGUACGACCAAAUGAAAGUGAAUCUCGGAGUGUGGAUGCUAGACAGGAACUUGAUUUGCGCAUUGGUUGUGCAUUUACAAGAUUUCAAACAAAAUAUUUUCAAGGUAGAUAUGGUGAUCUUGAUGCUUCACUUAUAUCUUAUGGGCCAUGUCAAACACCAACCUUAGGUUUCUGUGUUCAACGACAUGAUGAGAUCCAAACCUUUAAACCAGAGACAUAUUGGGUAUUGAGGGUAACAGCUUCUACUUCUGAAGGUCGAGAACUACCUUUAGAAUGGAAAAGAGUGAGGAGCUUUGAAAAAGAUAUUGCUAAUAUGUUUUUGGCUAAUAUUAAGGAGAUUAAAGAAGCAACGGUUGUUAACGUUCAAGCCAAAGAGAAAAUAAAACCUCGACCAGCUGCUCUCAACACUGUGGAACUGAUGAGAGUUGCCAGCGCAGGGCUUGGGAUGGGGCCUCAUCAUGCUAUGCAAGUGGCAGAACGUCUCUAUACACAGGGAUAUAUUUCAUAUCCCAGAACUGAAACCACAAGCUACCCAGAAAACUAUGAUCUCCUGGGCACUCUCCGUCAACUGCAGAGCUCAAACAAGUGGGGUGCAGAAGUAAGAGCAAUUGUUGCUAACGGCAUAAACAAACCCAAGAAAGGACAUGAUGCAGGCGAUCAUCCUCCUAUCACACCGAUGAAGCUUGCUUCGGAAUCCGAGCUAGAAGGCGACAUGUGGCGUAUCUACGACUACGUCACGCGCCAUUUCAUAGCAACACUGUCACGUGACUGUAAGUACCUGUCCACUACGAUCACCUUCGCGGUGGGCUCCGAGACCUUCUACUACACUGGCAACACUCUAGUGGAUGCUGGGUACACUGAGAUUAUGCAUUGGCAGGCGUUCGGUAAAGAUGAGUUUGUCCCAGUAUUGAACGUAGACGAGGUCCUAAAAGCGCACGACCACAGACUGCUGGAGUGUCAGACAUCGCCGCCCGAUUAUCUCACUGAAUCUGAGGUGAUCACGUUAAUGGAGAAGCACGGCAUCGGCACGGACGCGUCCAUCCCGGUGCACAUCAACAACAUCUGCCAGCGCAACUACGUGGGCGUGGGCAGCGGCCGCCGCCUCGUGCCCACCGGCCUCGGCGUCGUGCUCGUGCACGGCUACCAGAAGAUUGAUCCUGAGCUAGUGCUACCAACAAUGCGCUCUGCAGUAGAAGAACAGUUGAACCUCAUAGCCGUGGGCCGAGCCGAUUUUCAUGCGGUUUUAGCUCACACUACGGAGAUAUUCAGAAGAAAGUUCCAGUACUUCGUGAGAUCGAUAGAAGCUAUGGACCAGUUGUUCGAAGUUAGCUUCUCAUCUUUAAAGACGAGCGGUAAAGCUCUUUCCAGAUGUGGCAAAUGUAGGCGUUAUAUGAGAUAUAUUCAGGCAAAGCCAGCCCGCCUGCACUGCUCCCACUGCGACGACACGUACGCCUUGCCUCAGAACGGCACAGUGCGUAUUUACCGCGAGCUGAAGUGUCCAUUGGACGACUUCGAGCUGCUCUCCUGGUCCUCAGGCAGCAAGGGCAAGAGCUUCCCACUGUGCCCGUACUGCUAUAAUCAUCCACCUUUUAGGGAUAUGAAGAAGGGUUUCGGCUGUAACUCGUGCACGCACCCUACUUGCCCGUACGGCGUGAAUUCCACGGGGGUGUCGGGUUGCGUGGAGUGCGACGGCGUAUUAGUGCUCGAUCCCUCCGCGCCCAAAUGGAAGCUAGCGUGCAAUCGCUGUGACGUGAUAAUAAACAUAUUCGAGGACGCGUCCCGCGUGGCGGUGUGCGAGGCGGCGUGCUCGUGCGGCGCUCAGCUCGUCACCGUGGAGUACCGCGCCGAGCGCACGCGCCUGCCCGCCGCGCUCACCGAAAUGACCGCCUGCCUCUACUGCGAGCCCGCAUUCAGUGCGCUGGUGGAGAAGCACCGCGCCGUGGCCGCCAGGGCCAUGGGCGCCCGCGCCCGGCCACGCGCCAGGGCCAAACAUCGCGCCAAACAGCCCAAGGAUAAGAUGGCUCAGCUGGCUGCGUACUUUGUG